Caenorhabditis briggsae is the source of this 1125-nucleotide messenger RNA. It is a transcript of the gene Cbr-dhs-5, whose product is annotated as Protein CBR-DHS-5. Gene Ontology annotation, cellular component: endoplasmic reticulum. The transcript has 6 exons. Gene Ontology annotation, molecular function: oxidoreductase activity. Bases 1 to 1125 code for a protein of 374 amino acids. The record is from RefSeq and is a predicted model, not a curated record. Lineage: Eukaryota; Metazoa; Nematoda; Chromadorea; Rhabditida; Rhabditidae.
AUGGCGCCGACUCCUCCUCCUCCUCUUUCUCCCUCUUCCCUCAUUCCGGAGGAUUCGUCGUCUCCAUCCUUCAUUGCCUCUCUUUUCCCAACUUUUCAAAUCGAAAACGGAACUCAAUUGGUUGUCACAAUGCUUCUUAUGAUUCCAGUUGUCUAUUUGGGAUAUCGGUUAUACAGAACAUUCUUCGCAUUCCUGAAAGCCAUUUUCAUUUACGUCGUUGCUCCUGUUUUCUAUAAACCAAAUCUGGAACAAUACCAACACAGAUGGACUGUUGUGUCUGGAGGAACUGAUGGAAUCGGAAAGGCGUACACUAUGGAAUUGGCGAAAAGAGGGCUUCGCAAAUUCGUUCUCAUCGGGAGAAAUCCAAAGAAAUUGGAAUCUGUUAAAACAGAGAUUGAGGAGAAACACUCGGACGCACAAAUCAAAACUUUUGUAUUCGAUUUUGGAAGUGGGGACUUCUCGCACCUUCGAGAUUAUAUCAGCGACAUCGAUGUUGGAUUUGUCGUAAACAGCGUUGGAACUGGACGCGAUAAUCUGGAAAGGUAUGGAGACAAUCCAGCAGAAGAUACUCAAAUUUUGAAAGUUAAUGGAUUGGGAGCCGCUGAAUUCCUUUCAUGUGUUCUUGCGCCAAUGGAGAAAUCUGGUGGAGGACAAGUUGUCGUGCUCUCUUCAUCUCAAGGAGUCCGUCCAAUCCCAAUGCUCGCUGCUUACUGUGCAACAAAGGCGUUGAUGACUUUCUUGUGCGAAUCUAUCGAUCGUGAGUACAACACAAUCAACGUGCAAACAUUAAUUCCGGCUUUGGUCGCCACUAAAAUGACCUAUUACACUGAAGGAUCAACGUUUGUCGUGACCCCUGAAAACUUCUGUCACCAAGCAGUUGGCUCGAUCGGACUAACUAAGAAAACUGCUGGUUGCUUGAACCACGAGCUGCAAAUGCUAGGAUUCCACUUUUUCCCUUGGACGAUUCUUAAAUACAUCAUCAUGCCGAUCUACUAUCACCAGAGAAAACGUGUCUCUCAACUUCAUAAUGCUGAACAACAACAGCAUGUUCCACUUGAGGAUAUAACUGGAGAACCCAUUAUUUCAACGAAAAAAGUCAUCACUCGUGAUUCUGCAACUGCAUAG